AAGUACAAACAACAAACAAAACUGAAAUUACCUACUGAAAUCUAUCUCAAAUAAUAUAGUUUACACACUAUAUACCGUUUAUACAUAACCAUAAUAAAUUAAAUUUUAUUGAAGUAUUCAUAUCCAGGUUGGUCGUACAGAUGAAAUGGAUAAUUACGUUGUUAUAUCUUUUGUCGGGGAAGGAUCUUUUGGACGAGUCUUCAAAGCAAAACACAAGGAAAGCGAUGCCGUUGUGGCUUUAAAAGUUAUUAGAAAGAAAGGGCGAUCGACAAAGGACCUGAAGAACCUAAGACAAGAAUGUGAUAUUCAAAGAGAACUGAACCACCCCAAUAUCAUUCGCAUGAUAGAUAGCUUUGACACUGAAUCAGAACUGGUAGUUGUGACUGAGUAUGCAGAGAAAGAAUUGCACAGUAUCCUUGCUAAAGAGGGAUGUCUUAAUGAAGAACAAGUUAAAAAGAUCACUUGGGACCUUGUUUCAGCUCUCUAUUACUUGCAUUCUCACAGAGUAUUACAUAGAGAUCUAAAGCCUCAGAAUGUGUUAUUGGAUAGUACUGGAAGGGCUAAGCUGUGUGACUUUGGUCUCGCCAGAAUAAUGACAAAUGCAACGCACAUUCUCACCUCCAUAAAAGGCACACCUUUAUACAUGGCCCCAGAACUUAUUGAUGAAAAGCCUUAUGAUCAUCAAGCAGAUCUUUGGUCACUUGGGUGCAUCGUGUAUGAGUUGAUGGCCGGUCAGCCUCCAUUCUGUACCAUGUCCAUCUGGCAGCUCGUCCGCAUGAUCCGACACAAGCCGGUGCAAUGGCCCAGCUUCAUCAGUGCUGAGGCCCGCUCCUUCUUACAGGGAUUACUACACAAGGACCCAGCAAAGCGAAUGUGUUGGCCGGAAAUAUUGGAGCAUUCAUUUGUUUCUGGACACAUCCUGAUAUUGCCCGAAGAUGUCCAGAGUGAGUCACCGUUCACAAAGCCACUGACACACAGCCAGCAGGAGCUUAAACAGUUGCAGAGAGACAAAGUAUGCAGUAAUAAUGCAAGACUGAAGCACGAAGGGGAAACUCUGAAAGCAGCCGACAGGAGGGCCCACGACUUGCGCCAGAUCACCAAGCCCGCGGUGGCAGAGUGCGUGCCCAUGUCUGAUGACGACAGCGUCCGGGCCACCAGCGCCUUCAGCGUCCGAGACAGCCUCAAGACAGACGACGAAGACAACCCUCAGCCAAUCACAGCCGCCAACGCUAAACUACUGCGACACGAGUAUAACGUCAUGAAUAAUACAAACCUAGUUGUGUGCCACCAAGAAAACAAUAUGGCACAGCUGGCUGCUGCAAAUAAAAAGACAAAUGAACAAGCUGUUAACAAAAUGGAUAGAAUAGUUGAGGAGAAACAUAAUGUUGAGAAACCUGUUGUUGAAGAUGCUAAGAGUGCUGCUAGUGAGGGUAAGAAGGAAUUGACAGAUUCAAAUAAACAGAAAAGCAAAGGCAAUGAUACUGCAUCACAGAGCUUAGAGAAUCCAAAGAGUUCAACUAAAUCUGGCAGUGAUGUCAGUUCCGGAUUGAGCAAAAGUGUCCCCCCAUCGUACAAACAAAAGAUACUCCAGUUCUCAAGAGAUAAACUGAGAUUUGGCAGCGGAGGGAACAGAUUAACUAGAAGCAUAAAGAGAUCGUUCCAUUUUAGUAGAAGCUGGGACAAAAAUAAAUCCGAAAAUCAGAGGCGUACCAGUGAACCUGCCAUUGAAAUACCGAGCUUAGUAGAUGGCGAUAAGGAUACAGUUUCUAAAGAAGACCAAGAUGAAGAUACGGAGAAAUGCGAAGUAAUUGAAGAGAUUUUUGAUGAUAAAGAUGUUGCUAACAAUGACAUUGUACAGCAGAAAGAAGAAGAUGAUGUCAAGGAGCCUUCAGCAAUUGAGUUGGAAGAAUGGGAAGCAUUCCUGAACUCCAACAUUAGCGAAGUUAUGGACGGCGACGUGGAAUCUCUCACACAAUUGAAUAUGGUGACGAUGGUGACGGGCGUGGUGACGGGCGCGGCGCGCGGCGCGGGCGGCGGGCGCGUGUGCGGCGGCGUGGCGGCGCUGCUGGCGCUGCCGCCCGCCACGCCCGCGUUGCCGAGGCACACGCUGCUCAAUAUACAGGACGUAUACUUGGAGGCAAAAGUUGUGUAUCACUUUGUAUCAGCCAUAAACUCACUCAUGAAGCAAGGCUCAGCCACUGAUGAUGAAUUUGCUGAGGACAGACUGUCGGGCGUGGCUCGCAUGCUGGAGGUGGUGUCGUGGCUGGGCGUGCGCUCGUGCCGCGCCGCGCGCCAGUUCGCCGCCGCCGUGGACGCGCGCCGCGCGCACGCCGUGUUCAACCGGCUGCUGCAGCUCUAUCAGAAAUCGCCGCGCAUAGCGUUGAACGUGGUCGGAGUGCUGGUCACAGUUCUACAGGACUUGCCGGAGCAUGCAGACGUAGUCGAGAAGAUUCUGUUCGACGACAAACAGUUCAACUUCCUCCGUCUCCUCGAUAACACCACAGACGCGCUCAGGAUGCGAGUCUGUAUCCUCAUUAGUCUACUCUGUACGUUCUCAUGCACCGCUCUAUCUGUCGCCAUGGAGUCCAAGUGGAGUAAGAAGGACAGCGAUAGUUUGGAAGCGCUGCAUACUCACUGCAAUGUCACAUUGAACAGGGCGGCCCGACUCGCUUCGAAAGAACUCAGCAAUAUGCCUUUUUAUGUCAGCUAAAGUACUGUAA
Messenger RNA from Plutella xylostella (diamondback moth), 2720 nucleotides. It is a transcript of the gene fu, whose product is annotated as STKc_STK36 domain-containing protein fused. Lineage: Eukaryota; Metazoa; Arthropoda; Insecta; Lepidoptera; Plutellidae. The record is from RefSeq and is a predicted model, not a curated record. Gene Ontology annotation, biological process: smoothened signaling pathway; protein phosphorylation. Gene Ontology annotation, molecular function: protein kinase activity; ATP binding. Gene Ontology annotation, cellular component: cytoplasm.